GAAAGGAAAUUCACCAAUACGAUGCAGCUGGAUUUUACCAUCGAUGUUGGUUUGGCAAAGAACACAACAGUCAUAGCUACAGUAGGAGCCUUCGACCCAAGUAUGCGCAUGUGGCUUGUGGGCCCUGAUGGACGGCAAUGCGAAAACUGCACUACUGCCAUUAGUAACGUGACCAAGAUAAACAUACCGGACCCAGUACACGGCAUUGCAAACCGGGCUCUGAUUAUGACGUGAGCUGCUUUCCAACCAGCAACGAAGAUUUUAAGCCGGACCCGCCACCACAAGGGAAGCCCAUCGGCCCUUUCCAGAGGGAGGUCGAUCUAGGAACAUUCGAUGUGCCAUUUGACCUGCAUAAACACAUGGUGCCUCCAAUGGCAGUCAAGAACCUAAGAGUUUCUGAGGAGAGACCAGGAAAAAAUGGCACCCUUCUGGCGAACAUGACCUGGACAUGGCCAGGGAAGCACAUGGACCAUGGAACUGCGUCGUCAAUCGAUAUCCGAGCGAGCAAAGACUUCAAAGGCCUGGACGACCACUUCGAGUCCCAAGUGCAGAUCGACUCAACGAGCUUGGUUCAGGGCGACUUGAUACCUAGACCGGGAGGAACGACUCACGCUGUGACGAUCUCGCUUACACGUGAAUUGGCAGAGGAAAGAGAAAAUUUCACAAUGUGGAGAGUGAAGUUUGCUCUUAGAGUGAACAACAGCUACGGCCUGAUGUCUGGGUUAUCAAAUAUAGCGCAGUUGGCCUACGACGAUUGGUCGAAAACUGAAGCUGGCUACCAUGGCAACAAGUACACCUCAAAGAUUCCAGAAGGCCUGCCGGCCAGGCCCACGACAGCUGGGAAAAGUAGCCCGAAAUCCACGCAAGACAACUCUGCCGAGAAUGACAGUGAUGACGGCACAUCGUCUACGUCACUAAUUCCAUGGCUUCUGGCUCUUCUUGUGGCAGCAGUAAUGGUGGGCUCUGCUGUGCUGUGGAUUCUCAAAAGAAGCAAGGGUGGAAGCGAUAUUGGAUUUGGGGACAAGGGUCCUGCAGAACUGGCUGAGACAACAAGUGCGCCACCGUGAAAGUGUUUGAACACGUUAGGAGUUAAUAAACUGCUCAAAACACAAUAUUUUUGUUCGCAUUGCUACUGGGCUUGCAUGUGUUCCUCAAAUGUGCCUGGUGUCUCGUCAAGUAUUUUUACUUAAUGCCUAGAACAUCUACACCAGUGCUAGCAUAGUGAAAAAAAUUAUUUCAGCUUAUCCGGAUAGCAAGACUCAACGCGAAAUCAUCAGCCAAGCUCUAGCUG
Molecule: messenger RNA, 1291 nt
Organism: Dermacentor silvarum
Lineage: Eukaryota; Metazoa; Arthropoda; Arachnida; Ixodida; Ixodidae
Exons: 3
Coding region: 360-1067 (235 amino acids)
Source: RefSeq, a predicted model, not a curated record